Molecule: messenger RNA, 1326 nt
Organism: Folsomia candida
Lineage: Eukaryota; Metazoa; Arthropoda; Collembola; Entomobryomorpha; Isotomidae
Gene: Taldo
Product: transaldolase
Exons: 6
Coding region: 16-1128 (370 amino acids)
Biological process (GO): pentose-phosphate shunt, non-oxidative branch; carbohydrate metabolic process; pentose-phosphate shunt
Cellular component (GO): cytoplasm; intracellular anatomical structure
Molecular function (GO): transaldolase activity
Source: RefSeq, a predicted model, not a curated record
CAGUUUGGUAUCUCCAUGCAAAUAGCAAUAAUUUGCAAAAGCAUUGCUGUGCUGUUCCGUGCUACCAUCAUCACCCUCUCGAAAGCUCCAACGUGUCCGAUCAUUCGUGGUAUCGUGGUCACUAUGUCAGAAGAGCCUAGCAAGAAACGAGGCAAAAUGGGAUCCUCUCUCGAACAAUUGAAAUCUUACACCACGGUUGUCGCCGACACCGGAGACUUUGAGGCAAUCAAAAAAUACAAGCCUACCGAUGCCACCACCAACCCAUCCCUUAUUUUGGCAGCUGCCAAGAUGCCGCAGUAUCAAAAGUUGAUUGAUGAGUCAAUUGCGUAUGGAAAGAAAAAUGGAAAGACCACGGAAGAGCAGAUUGAAUCUGCAGCAGACAAGUUGUUUGUUUCGUUUGGCAUCGAAAUUCUGAAGAUUGUUCCAGGACGUGUCUCCACGGAAGUUGAUGCUAGAUUGUCAUUCGACAAGGAAGCAAGUAUUGCGAAAGCCAAAAAAUUUAUUCAGCUCUACGAGGAGGCUGGGAUCUCCAAGGAUCGGAUUCUCAUCAAGUUGGGGUCCACAUGGGAAGGAAUCCAAGCAGCAAAGGUGCUAGAAGAGGAGUACGGGAUUCAUUGUAACUUAACCCUUCUGUUCUCCAUGGCUCAAGCGAUUGCAUGCGCGGAAGCUGGCGUUACUCUCAUCUCACCAUUCGUGGGCAGAAUUUUGGACUGGUAUGUGGCCAACACUAAUCAAAAGACGUAUGAACCCCAAGAUGACCCCGGCGUCAAGAGUGUCACCCAGAUUUACAACUACUACAAGAGGUUUGGCUACAAAACUGUGGUGAUGGGAGCCUCCUUCAGAAAUUCUGGUGAAAUCAAAGCUCUCGCUGGGUGUGACUUGUUGACAAUCUCUCCAUCUCUGUUGGAAGAACUGGAUGCAAGUCAAGAUGUCGUUGGAGAAAUGAUUAGUGAAGGGUCAGCCAAGAAAUUAGAUUUGGACAAGGUAGAACUAACUGAAAAAACUUUCCGUUGGAUGAUGAAUGAAGAUCAGAUGGCAACGGACAAAUUAUCCGAUGGAAUUCGGAAAUUUGCAGCAGACGGCGUGAAACUGGAAUCGAUGUUGAAGGAACGUCUGCAGAAGGUUUAAGAAUAUUUUUUUAAGCGUCGGUCGUCAGAUCAAUCAAUCAGAUAUCAAUAAUCAUUCCAUUUGGCUCUCAUUUUCUGUGUUACGUCGUCAUAUCAUGCAACACAAUAAUUCUUUUCCAAUAAUAAUCGUAUGUUAUUGUUAAUUAAUAGUUCUACUAAAUAGCUACGAUCUAUAAACAAUUAAAUCAGUUCUCAACUA